Molecule: messenger RNA, 1904 nt
Organism: Hypomesus transpacificus
Lineage: Eukaryota; Metazoa; Chordata; Actinopteri; Osmeriformes; Osmeridae
Gene: sars1
Product: seryl-tRNA synthetase 1
Exons: 11
Coding region: 58-1611 (517 amino acids)
Biological process (GO): seryl-tRNA aminoacylation
Cellular component (GO): cytosol
Molecular function (GO): ATP binding; tRNA binding; serine-tRNA ligase activity
Source: RefSeq, a predicted model, not a curated record
CGGCUCCUCUCUUUCCGCUCUCGGUUCUCUCGUGAGCAGACGCACCAACGUGCAAUCAUGGUGCUCGACUUGGACCUGUUUCGGACCGACAAAGGCGGCGAUCCUGAAGUGGUCAGAGAGACACAAAGAAAGAGAUUCAAAGACGUGACGCUUGUGGAUAAACUUAUUGAAGCAGAUACAGAAUGGAGAAAAUGUCGCUUCACUGCAGACAACCUGAACAAGGCAAAAAACCUGUGCAGCAAAAGCAUUGGAGAAAAGAUGAAGAAGAAGGAGCCAGUGGGGGAGGAUGAUGAUUCUGUUCCUGAGGAUGCCCAAAACCUGGAGGCCCUGAAUGCUGAAACACUCUCAGCCCUGACCGUGUCCCAGAUCAAGCGUGUGCGUGUGCUGGUGGACGAGGCUGUGCAGCGCAGCGACAGCGAGCGGGUGACGCUGGAGGCCGGGCGCUUUGAGUACCUGAGAGAGAUCGGCAACCUGCUGCACCCCUCCGUACCCAUCAGCAACGACGAGGAUGCAGAUAACCGCGUGGAGAGGACGUGGGGGGAUUGCUCCGUGCAGAAGAAGUACUCCCACGUGGACCUGGUGGUGAUGAUCGACGGGUACGAGGGGGAGAAGGGGGCCGUGGUGGCUGGCAGCAGGGGCUACUUCCUCAAGGGCCCGCUGGUGUUCUUGGAGCAAGCUCUGAUCAGCUACGCUCUGCGGGUGCUCUACAGCAAGCAGUACACGCCCCUCUACACACCCUUCUUCAUGAGGAAGGAGGUCAUGCAGGAGGUCGCCCAGCUCAGCCAGUUUGACGACGAACUCUACAAGGUGAUAGGGAAGGGCAGUGAGAAGUCGGAGGACAGCAGCAUCGAUGAGAAGUACCUGAUCGCCACAUCGGAGCAGCCAAUCGCAGCCUUCCUGCGAGAUGAGUGGCUGAAGCCUGAGGAUCUGCCAAUCAGAUAUGCCGGCUUCUCCACCUGCUUCAGACAGGAAGUGGGCUCACAUGGGCGUGACACCCGGGGGAUUUUCAGAGUCCACCAGUUUGAGAAGAUUGAGCAGUUUGUCUAUGCGUCUCCUCAUGAUAACAAGUCGUGGGAGAUGUUUGAUGAGAUGAUUGGCACAGCGGAGGAGUUCUACCAGUCUCUGGGUAUUCCCUACCGUAUUGUCAACAUCGUCUCUGGGGCAUUGAACCACGCUGCCAGUAAGAAACUGGACCUGGAGGCCUGGUUCCCCGGCUCAGCGGCCUUCAGGGAGCUUGUCUCCUGCUCCAACUGCACCGACUACCAGGCCCGCCGCCUCCGCAUCCGCUACGGCCAGACCAAGAAGAUGAUGGACAAGGUAGACUUUGUGCACAUGCUGAAUGCCACCAUGUGUGCAACCACGCGUGUGAUGUGCGCCAUUCUGGAGAACUACCAGACAGACGAGGGAGUCACCGUACCAGAAACACUCAGGGACUACAUGCCCCCUGGUCUGAAAGAGUUGAUUCCUUUCGUGAAGCCGGCUCCCAUCGACCAGGAAGUGUCCCGGAAGCAGAAGAAGCAGCAGGAAUCUGGAGGCAAGAAGAAGAAACAGGGGGGCGGGGCCCAGGGCCUGACCUCACAGGUGGAGAACAUGUCCGUCAGCAGCUCCUAGGCUGCUGAUUGGUCCCUUCACUGAAGUUAAGAUUACAAAUAAUCUCUCCCUCUCCUGUUAUCAUUUCCUAUCUCUCCUCCCCCUAUCUCUCCUCAACAUCUGAACUGGGACCCUCUCCCCCCAGCACCCCCCUCCCUCCAUCGUGAAGGAACACACUUAUGUUAUUACCUUCAUCAUCAUCAUCAUGUUGCUAGAGAUCCUUGUAGAGAGGAUGUCAGAACCAUGUAUGUACAACCUGUAUGAUCUCACUGUGUCAACAACAAUGAUAAAUAAACACAAACAUCAGUUAACAA